CAGACAGCAGCAGCAGCAGCAGUAUCUUGGCGCAUUGGAGCUUAUGGAUUAUUGAGAAGUAAAAGGCUGAAACGCGGAUGAAAUAUUCAUAAGGACUUUUUAAAGAGGAAAACACAGAGUGGGAUAGAGCAGAGAUUCCUGCAGUGAUUCACCUGGCCGCUCCGGCGCUGCGUGCGCACACUGACCAGAGAGCACACAGGCAGCGCUGCUACUAGGAAAGGCUUUUUUGCAUCCAGCGUGUGUGUGCACAGUGUGUGUGAGUGAGUGUGUGUGUGUUUGGAAAGGAGCCCCCCUACUGCAGUACUUUCCUGCUGCACGGAGAGAGUGAUGCCACCGACUUGCUGACAGACGCCCGGGUAGUUCUGCGCACCCCCCCCUCCUCCCCUCCUCCUCCCUUUCCUCCCCGGACGGACGGACUCAUCGACCCCCCCUUCCUGCGAUCCCCCCACUAAUAUGCAAUGGUUUUUUGUGCAGAAGCCGACAGCCGCCGCGUACCGCCGACUUCCCACUAGCGCCGCAUGCCUGUCAGCCGCCGCGGCUCUCCCCGCUGCGCGCGGCCAGCCACGCCAUUCGAAGCGGAGCGCUCGGGGGCUUGAGCCCGGAGACGCGGGGACCGGGGAGGAGAAAAGCUGCAGCGCAGCGGCCGCGCUGCUCCUGCGGGCGCACGGGGACGACGCCGAGGCGGACUGCUGCGUGCGCCUGCUGCUCUCCGAGCUCCUGGAAGAAGAAGCGGGCGAGAAUCCGGGCGAGGAGCCGGGCUUCCUGUUCCUGCUCUUGUCUAUGGUGCAGAUCGGGGGAGCCAGGCACCGCCGAACUGAGCCCGACAGCUGGCCAGCUCUGCUGGCAUGCAAACAGGGGGGUGUAUCAGCCCCCAUGCGGUGGGUGAAUUUUAGGCUGCCGCAUCCGGAGCGCCUGUCGUCCCCCACCUCUUCUUCCAUCCCCUCUUCCUCCUCCUUCUACUCCUCCUCCUCCUCCGCCUCCUCCUCCUCCUCCUCCCCCGUCUCGGCCAAAUCCAUGCGGUUUAUUUGGAACAACAUUUUCAGCAAAGGAUCGCAUAUGCUGCAGUGUCUUUGUGGCAAGAGCCUCAAGAAAAACAAGAACCCAACUGAACCACAGCUGAAGGGCAUAGUGACCAGGUUGUUCUGCAGGCAGGGCUUCUAUCUCCAGAUGGGCCAAGAUGGAAGUCUGGACGGGACCAAAGACGACAGCACCAACUCCACUCUUUUUAACUUAAUUCCUGUGGGUCUGAGAGUUGUGGCCAUCCAAUCAGUCAAGACUGGUCUUUACAUCGCUAUGAAUGGAGAGGGUCACCUCUAUUCUUCGGAACUGUUUACAGCAGAGUGCAAAUUUAAGGAGUCAGUGUUUGAGAACUACUAUGUGAUCUACAGCUCGAUGCUCUACAGACAGAAGGAGUCAGGCCGAGCCUGGUUUCUGGGCCUCAAUAAAGAGGGCCAGGCUAUGAAAGGCAACCGGGUCAAGAAGACCAAACCAGCUGCACAUUUUUUGCCUAAACCCAUAGAAGUUGCAAUGUACCGAGAGCCGUCAUUGCAUGAUGUAGGAGAGGCGGUGCCAAAACUCGCAGGGGGACCGCCUUCCAAAAGCACAACCUGUGAGCCCGUGGUCAUGAAUGGUGGGAAACCAGUCAGCAAACCGGACAAGGAGGGGACAUAACGCCAUCCCUUCCUUCCACCUCGCCCCUGGCGGACCUGAAGCCAGAGAAAGCCACAAACUUGCCCCACUGCUGCGCUCUCAACAACAAAACAAAAAAAAACAAAAAACAAAACUGCAAGAAAAGGUAAUGAAACCAACAAAAGCGAUGCGUUCUGACUGGACAGCAGUGGGGCUUGCAUGUCCCCGGCUGUCCUCCCGCUACUGGACAGUGCUGCGGGGCGAAACCAGAGGGACCGCGCUGCAGUUGGCGGUAGGAAACGACAACGUUAACGUCGGGCUGCUUCUGAACUGGGACAGCGGCAUGCCUUCGUAUGUGACUUCUGAAGAAUAUAAACAAUACAAACAAAAUAUCUGAAAACAUGUCAUGCUCGCACUUUCUUUUUCUUUUUUUUUUGUUGUUGUGAGAAUCCAUAAGAAUGAGUUCUCUGCUGCUUUUCUGUUUGCUGGAGGCCACAGACACACACGCUCCACUCAGAAUCGACCGCUUGGAUUCGAUAUAUAAGCAGAUUAAAAGCAUCAGCAAACACUGGGAGAGGAGAACGUUUUAAACCCUGGCGAUUCCGACGGUGCUUAGUCAUCGAUUAAUUAUCACUUGGAACAGGAUCUAAUGUGCUAAACUUACGAAGAAAUCCACUUAGAUCGUUGCGCAUGAUGUAAACACACCCACAGAGCUCUUUCUCAGUUUGAUUACUCACCAUGUGUCUCUUAUUAAAAGAGAGCCAGUGUUUAAGACUUUAAAGCACUUUUCUUUUUAUAUCUAUUUAUUCAUUAUCUUAUACAUCUACAAACCAAAAUUUUAUUUUCAUAUUAGUCUUUUUCUGUCUCUUUAUGAGUCUUUAGGAUUUUCACAUUCGCCUCCUCAAGUGGCGCUCAGGAGAGGAGUUCAGUCGAUGGAUAAACACAAGCAGAAUUAUUUAAAAAAAGCUGUAGCAACAAAGAGAGUAUCCGAGACGUGCUGGCGUCCUAGCAGCAUGGUAGCAGUCGGUGUUUACAUAGAGUAGCAGAUAUCGUAGACGGGGGUGGAAUCAUAGAUGCAUCCAUAUGUGGGUCUGUGGAUGUAACGCUUUUUUUCUCGUUGCCUUGCCAAGUACUUGAAAACAAAAGUAGGAAUGAGGGUAUAAACAGGGUAAGUGAUGUUAAAGCCACUCUGUGUAGAGUCGAUACAUCUCUGAUUUGAACACUUGGUUGUUUUUAUUUGUUAGAUGUGCAUUUAUCUCUGGAUAUCAGGUUUUUUUUAAACCAUGAGCAGGUCCAGUCCACGAAGCUGAAUCUGGAUUUAGUGAUCUAUGAUGGAUUGGAAUUAUUCAGACCCUCAUUACCACAUUAUUACCAGAGCAAAACCAAUUUACAGAACAUUUAACCAAAGAUAUAAAUGCAUAAAGAAGCAAAAACAGCAGCCAAAAAAAUAAUAAAGCACGUGAACCUGGAAAAAAAUGUUUUUUCCAUAGUUUUGCCACAAAAUAUGGUGAUCUUAGUCACAAUAAUACAAGCUGAUAACACAAAAUAUGUCUGUAUUGAAAGCACAUGUUAAACAUUCACAAUCCUGGAAGGGGGCGUAUGCAAACCCUUCUCACUUAAUAGCUGGUUGAAUCUCUAGUAGCUAAGGGUCAGAGCAGCACUUAGAGCAGGAACAGUUGUUUUCCUCUUUACAGUAAAAAAAAAAAACACAUUUGAAGGAUAUUGGGUAUGAACGAUCUCUCGAGAUCUUCGCAAAGUAGCUCUGAGUUUAAGGUCUCGGCAUUGACACCCCCCCUUUAUGAUGGCCAACUUCCCUGAGGCAGCAAAGCAAGCAUAAAUCAUGAUUCUACCGCCUCCAUACUUCACCACCGGGCCUAUAGUACUGAGUGUUCUUCCCAAAUGAUUAUAGCUUUUGUUUUCUCAGUAGCACUCUGGAUCGCUGACGUGCUUAUUGGCAAAGUGCAGGAACAGAUGCUGGCCAGUUCCAGUAAUGUCUUGAAGCCUCUAACUUCACUCAUGGGUCUUUCUUUACCACAUUCGUUUUAAACCACAGUGCCAAGCCACUUUUUUUUAAUUAGCCUCAAAGUGUGCAAAGUACUGAUUCCUUUACUUUUUCUUGCAGCACGGUGAAUGUUUAAUGGCUGUGUUCAAUAAUGACACAAGACGUUAUAAUUGUGUUAUCAGCUUAAGCAUUUUUUUUGCUUCCUUUUGUUAUUGUGACUUGAGAUGACUAUUGGAUCACAUUUACGGGGAAUUCAUACAAUAGAAACAGAAAAUUUGAAAGGAUCCACAUACUUUUUCUUUUGAGACAUUUUGAGACAGACAAUGCUUCAAGGUAAAAAAAAAUAUAAUAAUUAGCAUCUUCUUAAGAGGGAGAACUUCUUUCAGCAGUAUUGUGAGAUUAUUAAUGGAAAAAAAACUAGCAUUAGUCUAUUUUGAGAUUUUUUUCCCCCUCUUUUAAUUGUUUCACCCAUUUGAAGGUCGAUCACUACAAAGCUCAAUCGGAAAUAAAGGAAUAACCACAUUGGGGAGUAGAGGUAUAAAUUAGAAGCAUUCGGGGGGAAUAAAGUAAAAGCAGCUUAUUUAUGUACCUACGGUCCUUGCAGAAAUAUAGUGGUUACUCCGUCUCUCUGGACAGCAGCUCAGAUUACACGCCUUGUCAACACAGGAAAAAAAAAAGCAUUUAUCCAACGCAAGACUCCGUCACAGCUACACAUAGUGGCUUUAAAUCAGUUUACACGAUGGAUUAUACAAUCAGAAGAGUUUAACAAACGUGGUUUUACAUUGAACACAAUGAAAAGACCUCAGAAAAAGAAACGGCACUCGUGCACGUAGAUUUGUUGUGAAAUCGAGAAGCUGAAAUAGGGUUCUGCGUGAACCGUGGAGAACUAAAGAUAGAAAAUCAGAAAGAUUAACCCAGACUCUCACUGUGAAAGUCAACAUGGCACCAAUCUGUUCUGGGAUCAGACUAUAUGUUUACUCAUCUGUCUUCGAUUGCAAGACGAGCCGCCAAUCAACUCCUCCAGGACACUUAGACACAUAUUAGGACCAUGAUCCCCAAACUUCAAAUUAGCAUCUCAGACUAAGAAGCAUGAAAAUCCAAAUCCUCUGCAGGGCUGAGGAUAACAGCACAUCUGCAUUCACACAAUGAAAACAGACGCCGUGCAUCUAUUUAGUUCUGAAUUUUUGGGGGUAAAAUUAGCCCUUUGCAUUUUAAUAAGGUUGAUUGAAACACUGUCUUGUUUACUGAAGAUUAAUGACCUCCACCCACUUGCCACGACUACAAAGGGAACAACGAGACAGAGCAGGCUCCCGACAAAAAUCAAGGUUGCAUGAUUCAUUCUCACAUCAAACGAGUUGCCGUCCAAUUCUGUAGCAUCCUCUGCCUCGGCAACAGGUAUGCAUCUGGGAAGCAGAUGAAAUGCUGCCCUGCUGCACACUAAUGCUGUUUCUGUGUCAUAUGGAGGCUUUUUUGGACACCUCGCAGUGUUUCUAAUUGACAUUUCGGAGAUAUUUCUCACACGUACACCACAUUUUUCUCCCCUUUCCCGAUCUUAUUAACUAUUUCUGAAAUCCAUGUGCAAAUAUAUGCGUGACUAAGCAGAUGACAUGAACUUUUUCAGUAUAAUGUGGUCUUUUUUUUUUUUUGUUUUCUUCUUUUUUGCCUUUAAAUGCUGUUUUGAGAGAAAAACAAGUUGCAAAACAGUUUUUCUUUCAAUUGUUUGUCACCAAUCUGCAAGUACACGAGGAAUGUAUGCUUGUAGUUGGAUUAUCUAGGGGGGGAAAAAAAAAAAAUGAUCAGAGUGCCUCUCAUCCCCAGCCAGGGUCAAGACGUGAGAUCCGAGGCGGAUGUAGAUUUCUGUUUCUCAACUCCUCAAAAGUGGUUUGACUCCAGCUGUUCUGUCUAAUGUUACAUGGAAUAACGUGAAAAAGGAAAGACGUCUGGUGUCGUGCUCGUCUCACAUCGAAGAAAUAUGGAUGUAACAUUUAUUUACUACUUGUUGUGCCGCACUAAUGGGCGAAAAAAAAAGUAUAAAAUAAACCCUGACAAUCAGGUAUGUAACCUUUUUAAUUUGUAAUCCUGUGAUGUCUCAGCUGCCUGUGUAUAAGCAGAACCACGUGAGGAAGCCACUUGUACGACUAUUUAGGGAUACGGUUGGCGACAAGGUUCCAAGACAUCAACUGCUCUUCGGUGAAUCAUUUUAAUUUAUCCUACCGUGCUGGAGUGAAAAGAUCAAAUCUGUCUCCUGUCAGAGAGGCCCGGCUUGUUAGAGCCACAGCGGGGUUCCCCAUCCUGUGAAAGCAGUUUUUAAAGAAGUGGGAUAUCUUAAGGAAUUAAUGACGGUUGAGGGGGGGAGGGGAAACUACUGUAGCCUGGCUUCCUGGCUGCUGACCACAUAUACUUGCAUGAUGAUGUUUCCAGGCUGGUGUUCACAGCUCCUGGUCCAAACAACGAAGGCGCAAUUACUGUCAGCAUGUCCUGAUAGAUUCCCUCCACUGAUGGUCAGCCAGGUACCAGGGCUACAAUUAUGAAAACGUCUCGCGGCGAGCUCCGCGGAGGGGAUGGGAGCGGCGGAUUUUAAUUGGAAGUGAGCAAACACAACGAGCCGGGUCACUUUUAAUUUCCACAUACAAGUACCGCGCACGGCAUCGCGGCGGCGGCGGCUACACAUGUAGCCGUCUUGGCUUUGCCCCCGUGUGACCUCUGGCUCCGGAGUCACCGAGUCAAGACACGAUAAGAAAAGAAAAGCUUUUGUGACCCGACCGCAGUGGUGCCGCUGCACUUCAGAGCCACAGGAACAUGUAAUGGUUAGCACUCACGAUGUAGCUGUCUCCCUCAGGUUCUCUCUUCCUCUCUCCCUCUUUUUUUUUCUUUUCUGCUUUAUUCCCUUUUCAAAAGACUCCCUUAUUACAUCUGAAUCCAAAACGAGACAGCUCUCUCCUUCCAGCUGUUUCUCUCUCCGAGCACUCUUAUCCCACACACACCUCAUCCUAUUCUACUUUUCAAUUAUCCUUUGAUCCCCCAAUCUUCUGUUCACUGGAACUAUGCUAGCUUUCAGCUCUCUGCUCGUCGUAUAAUCAUGCAGCCAGAGAACUUCCCACCUCCUCUCUUCUCUUUCGCAACCAGCCCUCUUCUUCCUCCUCCUCCUCCUCCUCCUCCUCUCUCUGUUUGGACCGUUUCCCACUUGUUGCAUGGUUUUUAAAAAGAGGGAAAGAUGGCGGGGGCUAAUGCAUGUGGUAAUGUAGGGCAUCAAAGCAGAAAAAGCACCAGUAUAAUUUUGGCAUUUGGCUCAAUUCUGCCUCCGAUUUGCGCAGGUAGAGAUGUCCUGAUAGCUGAUUCGUACGUGCAGUUUAACACAUUUGAUUCUCUGUAGCCUCAGAAAGAAUUUGCAGAGGCAUUUACCCAUCAUCGCAACCAAAAAGCAAAGCAGGAAUGAAUUUAAAUGACUUCAUAUUGCUAACAUUGUUAUAUUAAUGCAUGUCUGAUUGAAAAUACUUCAGUGCAGCAUCAAUAUUUAAUUCUAUCGGCACCGAGCAAGAAAUGCAUGAACAAGUUGUACUUGUUUUUUUUAAUGCCUUGUGCUUUAAAAGGGAAAUGUGAGACCUCCUGAUUAAACAUCCACCUGAUUUUGUUUUUCUCUUGUAUUUUAAACACCUUCCUUCAACAAAUUUGCAUAGAAAACUUAAAAUAUCCACCUUGGGCCUUGUCUUACGGGGUCAUGCGGCAGGCUGGGUGGGAGCUGGUGUCAGAAACACUAACGCACGCCUGUUGAUAUCCUCUCUGGGCAAACCAUUCCAGCUUUGAGCCAAACGCUAACCGUGACUGGUGCCAACUUCAAAGGAGAUUGCUCUGUCUGUCAGUACAUGUACAGUUACCUUUACCUAUAUAUUAUGCAAACAGUUUGUCUGCACUGUACAGUUUGUGUCCAAUCCAUUGUAUACACACAAAAGACAAUAUUGAAUAAAGGAUUUAUAGA
Messenger RNA from Cololabis saira (Pacific saury), 7607 nucleotides. RefSeq names its product fibroblast growth factor 14-like. Gene Ontology annotation, biological process: positive regulation of cell population proliferation; cell differentiation; animal organ morphogenesis. The coding region runs from base 454 to 1671 and encodes 405 amino acids. Gene Ontology annotation, cellular component: cytoplasm. NCBI's taxonomy places the organism in Eukaryota, Metazoa, Chordata, Actinopteri, Beloniformes, Belonidae. Gene Ontology annotation, molecular function: fibroblast growth factor receptor binding; growth factor activity. The record is from RefSeq and is a predicted model, not a curated record. The transcript is spliced from 5 exons.